Vanrija pseudolonga is the source of this 1206-nucleotide messenger RNA. RefSeq lists its product as uncharacterized. The record is from RefSeq and is a predicted model, not a curated record. The transcript has 2 exons. Gene Ontology annotation, molecular function: oxidoreductase activity, acting on single donors with incorporation of molecular oxygen, incorporation of two atoms of oxygen; ferric iron binding. NCBI's taxonomy places the organism in Eukaryota, Fungi, Basidiomycota, Tremellomycetes, Trichosporonales, Trichosporonaceae. Bases 1 to 1206 code for a protein of 401 amino acids.
AUGAAGCUCCUCCUCCCGCUCCUCCUCGCCGCCCUCGCAACCGCCCACCCAGGCGAAGACCACACCCACGAAGCGGCCGAGCGGGCGGCGCAGCUCGCCGUGGUCGGCCGCCGCUCCUUGGCACACUGUGCGGCUCAGCUCCAGUCCCGUGGGGUAGCCGCCGCGAACGCCGCGCGCCGGGCCGCCCUCGCCCGCCGACACGCACGGCGCCGCGACCUCGCGUCCGUGCUUGCGACAUCGCACAAGUCGAACCUUACCGGCGUCACAGCCAACACCAACGCCAGUACGCUCUUCGAGGGCAAGAACACUUGUAUCCUCGCGCCCGAGGUGACCGAGGGGCCGUACUACGUCACCGGCGAACUGGUCCGCUCCGACAUCACCGAGUCGCAGCCCGGCGUGCCGCUGCACCUCGACAUCCAAGUGAUCGACACGAACACGUGCGCGCCGCUGUCCGGCGUCGCUCUGGACUUCUGGCACUGUAACGCGACCGGCGUUUACUCUGGCGUCGUGGCGAAUGGUAACGGCAACAGCGCCGACAUCGCCAACCUCAACGCGACGUUCCUGCGCGGGAUCCAGGCGACGGACGCCGACGGCGUCGCGGCGUUCAGCACCAUCGUGCCGGGCCACUAUACCGGCCGGACGACGCACAUCCACGUGCUCGCGCACGCGCCAGGCCAGUGGAGCCUGCAGGCGAACAACACGAUCAGCGGCGGCGCCAGCGCCGCACACGUCGGCCAGAUCUUCUUCGACCAGGACCUCUUGACAGACGUGUACAAGCUCUCGCCGUACAGCGCCUCCACGCAGACCCUCACGACCAACGCGGACGACAGCAUCAUGGCGCAGGAGGCCGCCGGGGUCGACCCCGUCAUCGAGUACGUCCUGCUCGGCGAGUCGCUGUCCGACGGGCUGUUCGGCUGGAUCGCUGUGGGCAUCAACGGGACGGCGAGUAAGAGCGUCCAGGCGGCCGCUACGCAUGGAGCUGGUGGCGGCGUCGCGAACUCUGGCGGCGGGCGCGGCGGUGGUGGUGGUGGUGGGCCGGGGGGUGCGCCGCCCGGUGCCUCGGGCGCGAGCAACACCGGCGCUGCGGCUGGCAGCGGCACGGCGAGCGGGGCUGGUGCGAGCGCCGCCGCCGCCACGACUGGCUCGACUUCCGGCGCGACGACAGGUCCCACUGCUGGUAGGUGCCGCCCCGAGACUCCUGCCUGA